This is a messenger RNA of Clonostachys rhizophaga, 1002 nucleotides long. The record is from the annotation of a GenBank genome assembly. NCBI's taxonomy places the organism in Eukaryota, Fungi, Ascomycota, Sordariomycetes, Hypocreales, Bionectriaceae.
AUGCUAAAAAGGUCAACCGAAGUUUAUACAGCACACACACUCCCCCUCGAGUGCGAUAUCUACGCCACCAAUACUGUACCUGACGAUGCUCCAGCUGUCCUAUUUUUCCAUGCCGGCGGGCUUGUGAAUUGGAACCGACAGUGUAUUCCUCCUUGGCUUGUGCAGAUAUGUUACCGACAUGGAUGGAUUUUAAUGAGUCCAUCAUACCGUCUGCUGCCCCAAUCGAGAGGCCCAGAGCUUCUGCAAGAUGCAACAGCGGCAUACGACUUUGCACGGACUUGGGGCCGAACAAAGAGCAUGCCACGAGAUGUUAUUUUAUGUGGAGCGAGCGGAGGAUUUUUCCUAGUCGCACUUAUCUUGAACCAUUACCUUCCACCGCCGUUAGCGGUACUAUCUAUAGCGGGGAUCAAUACAUUCAGGCACCCGUUCUUCAAUUCAUCUACCCUGCUGGUACAAGAGCCCAUCCAUAAUGAAAUGGUCACUCGCGCCCUGGAUGGGCCAGUAGUUACUGGCACCAAAAAAGCCGGGUUUGUCGGAAUCUUUCACCCCGACAAGCUCACAGCUAUCGGAUCUAAGAAUGUCAACUAUGUGUACCCGCCAGAAAUCGAAGAAUCGACUGAAGCUACUCAACGUGGCUUAUUGUAUGAGUACUUGAUUUAUAAAAAUCAGUAUCUAAAUAUAGUAGGUAAUUUGGACCGAGGGUACGACUGGGCCAAGGACCCUGAAUAUGGCUUCAAGGUGAAAGAUUGGCCAGUCAGUAUAGUCAUUCACGGGGACGCAGACCGAGGGGUCCCUCUUGACGUGAGCGAGCAGAUGCGAGCAUGCUUAGGUCAAGACAAGGUUGUCAUUUUCGUUGCCAAGGGUCAGGAUCAUCUGUUCGAAUUGGAUAGAUUCAUUGAAGACCUUGGACCAGAAAUGGACACUGUUCGAAGUGCGGUAGCAUAUCUUGUUGAUAUUGUAACCACAAAGAAGCGCUCUGCUAGCUGCCAUCCAUCUGACUAG